UGGUAGCGAAACAAUAUUACAGGGUUUUCAAUGAUAUUAUUGACAUGUUCAGCGAGUUGUUGAUUCGUUCGGGCAUAUAAUUGACACUUUCAGCGAGAUAUUGAAUUGUUCGUAAGCAGGCGUUGACAUGUUCAGCGAUUCUGUAGUGCUGUCAUUUGUUUUGUUUACACACUGUGCCGCAGGGUUCAAUUUUCUAUUCUUAGAAGUCCUAAAAGUAGCUAAUAAUCAUUCCCCAAGCUGUUUAAUACAUGAAUUAGUUAAAACAAACAUAUUUUUACGAAAACCGUUUGUUUACUUUCUGAUGAGAAUGAUCCAAGCUGCAGUCCAAGGGGUACGAAAGUGACAGCUCUAUAGUAUCGCCGAACUUGUCAACGCCUGCUUCCGAACGAUUCAAUAUCUCGCUGAAAGUGUCAAUUAUAUGCCCGAACGAAUCAACAACUCACUGAACACGUCAAUAAUAUCAUUGAAAACCCUGUAUUGUUCACCGUACCGUUUGUCCGUGCAGUUCGCAGCCGUGCCCAGUGUCACCAUUGUUUCCACUCGCCAGCAACAAAGGGAGAAAAAGUGCAAUGUUGUGAAUGAAAAUCAUCUGCAAUCGGUGUGAGGAAGUGAGCGGAUCGAGAAAAAAGAAAGGAGUUGCGCUCCCCCGCGCCCCCGUCAACCGACCAACCCAAGACCAGCGGUUGCAUCGCGCCACAACACUGUGCAGUUGGGAAGGUGGAACAGUGGAUCCAAGUUGCAUCACCGUGGCCGUUCGGUUUGGUGUGCCUGCUGUCUGUGUUAAGAUCGCCCGUACCUUUAGAAGCCAGUAGAAGCGAUGGAGGAUUACAAAUUUCUGUUCAAAGUCGUCCUGGUGGGCAACGCGGGCGUCGGCAAAACGUGCCUGGUGCGAAGGUUCACCCAGGGGCUCUUCCCGCCCGGCCAGGGUGCCACGAUCGGGGUGGACUUUAUGAUCAAAACGGUCGAGGUGGACAAUCAGAAGAUUAAGCUACAGAUCUGGGACACGGCCGGCCAGGAGCGGUUUCGUUCGAUCACGCAAAGCUACUAUCGAUCCGCGUCCGCCCUCAUACUAGUGUACGACAUUAGCUGCCAGCCCACGUUCGACUGUCUGCCCGACUGGUUGCGCGAAAUACAGGAGCACGCAAAUUCGAAAGUGUUAAAAAUUCUCGUCGGCAACAAGACGGACCGGGACGAUCGGGAGAUACCGCAGGAGGUCGGGGCCGAGUUUGCGAAACAGCACGGCAUGUACUUCCUCGAAACGUCCGCCAAGCAGGCGGACAAUGUGGAACGGCUGUUUUACGACAUUGCGGCAGUACUGAUUGAGCAAGCCCGCACGAAAGAGUUUACGCUGCGCAGUGAAACGAGCGUCCUGACGAAUCUCUCCCAAAAGACGAUCUACCAUCCGAGCUGCUGCAGCAUCGGCGAUCGGAACCACGCGCGCAGCAGUAGCACCAGCGACGCACACUACUCGGACAGCUCCGGGCCGGGCAGCAUCGGCAGCAAUAGUGGUAAUUUUAUCACCCAGCAGUAAGCGCUUGCAGUGAACGAAAAACAACAGCAAAGCAGAAAAAACAAGCAAAGCUACCUUGAGAAGCCCAGGACAGGGGGGGGGGGAACGAUUCUGCUCCCCUUUUUGCUGCCCGGUGUGCAAUAUCCGUCGGGAAGCUGUAUGUGUGUAUGUGUGUGUGUGGGAAGGUUCGAAUCAGCACAGCACCCGCAUUGGGAAAUAUUACAAGGGAGUUUCAAGGAGUUCUCAAAAUUUUGGGACAUGUUGCUGACUCUUUAUUGCGGGACGUUUAACUCCAAUCCAAUAGGAAUUUCCAAUGUUGCUGUUCUAAAAGCAUUUUAGAAAAGGCUACAUGGAAAUUCCUAUUGGAUUCACUAACGUCACAGUUCACUUCCUAUAAGAAAGUAUCAAAGAAGUGUUCCGAAAUUUUGAGAACCCCUUGAAAAACUCUGUAAUCAUGCGCACAAACAGACAAAUACAACCACUCACACACACACACACACACACACACACACAAAAGACAUGAGAUUUUUCAAUGGUACCAAAAAGCAACUACCAAUAAAGGAAACCGUUUCGCGUGUGCUUCUAAGCUCAGCUAAAGUGAAGCGACACCGAAAACCCAACCGUGGCUGGGAACUAAGGGGCUUUGCGCAAUGAAGGGAACCGGCGGGUCGUUGAUAUAAGAUGUAAGGUUUUAGACUAUGUUCCUGUGUUAAUUUUAGCGAUAAAAUAAAUGAAUUUACAGAAAAAAGAUUUCUUUCCGCUGGUUUCUUUCCGCAAGCGUAGAAAAGAACGUCAACUCACGCGGAUAGUAAGUACUAUUCUUAUAUCUUACAGUACAUGCUUGUUCCAUGCAACAACAGUAAUGAGCUAUAACAGUGCUACACUAACUAACUAACAGCGCUUGCGAGUACUAUUUCAUUUAAAACGUUAAAACAAAGUAAUAAUGUAAGAGAGGGAUCGUUAUCCCCGUCAAAACAAAAAAAAAAAAAGACGCGC
Anopheles coluzzii is the source of this 2506-nucleotide messenger RNA. RefSeq names its product ras-related protein Rab-30 (gene Rab30). Lineage: Eukaryota; Metazoa; Arthropoda; Insecta; Diptera; Culicidae. The transcript has 4 exons. Bases 818 to 1531 code for a protein of 237 amino acids. Gene Ontology annotation, cellular component: trans-Golgi network. Gene Ontology annotation, molecular function: GTPase activity; GTP binding. The record is from RefSeq and is a predicted model, not a curated record.